Molecule: messenger RNA, 1245 nt
Organism: Thlaspi arvense
Lineage: Eukaryota; Viridiplantae; Streptophyta; Magnoliopsida; Brassicales; Brassicaceae
Source: the annotation of a GenBank genome assembly
AUGGUUAUGAAGCUGAUACACCGUGAAUCAAUGCCUCAAAAGGCUCGAGUUCCUCUCACUCCACAAGAUUCCUCAUCAGCUCGGUUUAAGCAUCUGAUCGAUAAAGAGCUAAGCAGCAGCGACUUCCAAGUCAACGUGCAACAAGCGAUCAAGACAUCGAUGUUCUACGUGAACUUCUCAAUAGGACAGCCUCCGAGACCACAGUUCACGAUCAUGGACACAGGAAGCUCGCUUCUAUGGAUCAAAUGUCUUCCCUGUAGCAAAGACUACUCUUCAGACCACAAGACUUACAACCCAUUAUUGUCCUCAACGUACGUAGAGUGUUCUUGCAGCGAUCCCUUUUGCAAGCACGCACCAAACGCACAAUGCAGAACCUCCUCGAACAAGUGCCUCUACGAGCAAGUUUACAUAAACGGAGGUGGCUCUAAAGGCGUUCUUGCUAAAGAGCGGUUAACUUUCACAACACCUAACGGAAACACUGUCCUGACCAGUCCCGUGCCUUUCGGGUGCGGCCAUGAGAACGGAGAGCAAUCAGAGAGUGACUUCACCGGUAUAAUGGGUUUAGGAGCUCAACCAACAUCGCUCGCGCUACAGCUCGGUUCUAAAUUCUCCUACUGCAUCGGUGACUUAGCUAACAAGAACUACGGUUACAACCAGCUUGUUCUUGGCGAAGACGCAGAUGUUCUUGGUGAUCCAACACCGUUCAAGAUAGAGAAUGGUAUCUACUACAUGAAUCUUGAAGGGAUUAGUGUUGGAGACAAGCAACUGAACAUAGAACCGGUUGUAUUCACCAGGAGAGGUGCAAGAACCGGAGUCAUACUCGACUCGGGCACGCUCUACACUUGGUUAGCAGAUAGAGCCUACAGAGAGCUCCACAAUGAAGUAAGAUCGAUUCUUGAUACGCAGCUACAGAGGUUUUGGUUUAGGGACUUGUUGUGUUACCAUGGAAGAAUGAGUGAGGAGCUAAUAGGUUUCCCGGUGGUGACGUUUCGAUUCUCCGGCGGAGCAGAGCUUGCUAUGGAGGCUAACAGCAUGUUUUACGCGAUGACCGAACCGGGUGUGUAUCAGAACGUGUUUUGUAUGGCGGUGAGGCCAACGACGGUACAUGGAGGGGAAUAUAAAGAUUUCACAGCUAUUGGUCUAAUGGCUCAACAAUACUAUAACGUUGCUUAUGACCUCAGAGAGAAAAAUGUUUAUCUCCAGAGAAUCGACUGUGUUCUGCUCGAUGAUUACUCACCAUCGUAA